GCCUACGCUACUGGUCCAGCCAGCCGUCUCCAGUCCAACUAACUGCUUAGUUCCUGGAUCAUGUUAAAAAGGACGCUGUAUCUGUAAGGCGCCCGACUGUCUGCGGCGUUGUGGCUGAGAAACUGACGCCCUCCGACUGCACGGUUAUUAUAGACGGCAUAGUUUCAUCCUGGACCUUGUGAGGAAAGCGGCGGUGUUGGAUUUAAAGGGGGUACAGCCGUCAAUCAAACGGAAGGAUUCGAACCAUUGUAACGGUGGACAGACAGACAGUGUGUUGCUGUGUGUGCGUGUGGAGACAACCGGACCGCCAGGUGUGUGUGUCCAGCCUACUAGCUGACUGUCAGGAUGAGGCCUGGUCAGCUGUAUGUUCUGGUUCCAGCCUCCGUUGCCCUCCUCCUCCUCCUCCUGGUCCUAUCAGAACCAUCUCAGACCAGCGCCUGCAACAAGGCCCUCUGCGCCUCGGAUGUCAGCAAGUGUCUCAUACAGGAUCUGUGUCAGUGUCGUCCGUCCGACGGGAACUGUUCGUGCUGUAAAGAGUGUAUGCUCUGCCUGGGGACACUGUGGGAGGAAUGCUGUGACUGUGUCGGGAUGUGUAACCCUAAGAACUACAGCGAUACUCCAGCCACCUCUAAGAGCACAGUGGAGGAACUCCAUCGACCAAUCCCCUCGUUGUUCCGAGCCCUCACGGAGGGCGAUGCCCCUAUCAACAUGAUGGUGGUGUCCUUCCCCGUUGCCGAGGAACUAUCUCACCACGAGAACCUGGUCUCCUUCUUGGAGACGCUUGACGACCAGCAUCAGAACAUGUCAAUCCCCGGCAACAGCAUUCACGCAAGAUACGACACUCAAGAUAACAUGUGUACGGUGGUCUACUUUGACGACUGCGUAUCCAUCCGCCAGUGUAAACUAUACUGUGAGUCGAUGGGAGGGUCGAAGUACCGCUGGUUCCACAACGCCUGCUGUCAGUGCAUCGGCCCGGAGUGUCUGGACUACGGCAGCAAGGCUGUGAAGUGCAUGAACUGUCUGUUCUGAAGACUGACGGUGGAUGGAUCUAUGAACUGUCUGUUCUGAAGACUGACGGUGGAUGGAUCUAUGAACUGUCUGUUCUGAAGACUGGCGGUGGAUGGAUCUAUGAACUGUCUGUUCUGAAGACUGGCGGUGGAUGGAUCUAUGAACUGUCUGUUCUGAAGACUGACGGUGGAUGGAUCUAUGAACUGUCUGUUCUGAAGACUGACGGUGGAUGGAUCUAUGAACUGUCUGUUCUGAGGACUGACGGUGGAUGGAUCUAUGAACUGUCUGUUCUGAAGACUGGCGGUGGAUGGAUCUAUGAACUGUCUGUUCUGAAGACUGGCGGUGGAUGGAUCUAUGAACUGUCUGUUCUGAAGACUGACGGUGGAUGGAUCUAUGAACUGUCUGUUCUGAAGACUGACGGUGGAUGGAUCUAUGAACUGUCUGUUCUGAAGACUGACGGUGGAUGGAUCUAUGAACUGUCUGUUCUGAAGACUGACGGUGGAUGGAUCUAUGAACUGUCUGUUCUGAAGACUGACGGUGGAUGGAUCUAUGAACUGUCUGUUCUGAAGACUGACGGUGGAUGGAUCUAUAAACUGUCUGUUCUGAAGACAGGCGGUGGAUGGAUCUAUAAACUGUCUGUUCUGGAGACUGACGGUGGAUGGAUCUAUGAACUGUCUGUUCUGGAGACUGACGGUGGAUGGAUCUAUGAACUGUCUGUUCUGAAGACUGACGGUGGAUGGAUCUAUGAACUGUCUGUUCUGAAGACUGACGGUGGAUGGAUCUAUGAACUGUCUGUUCUGGAGACUGACGGUGGAUGGAUCUAUGAACUGUCUGUUCUGGAGACUGACGGUGGAUGGAUCUAUAAACUGUCUGUUCUGAAGACAGGCGGUGGAUGGAUCUAUGAACUGUCUGUUCUGAAGACUGACGGUGGAUGGAUCUAUGAACUGUCUGUUCUGGAGACUGACGGUGGAUGGAUCUAUGAACUGUCUGUUCUGAAGACUGACGGUGGAUGGAUCUAUGAACUGUCUGUUCUGAGGACUGACGGUGGAUGGAUCUAUAAACUGUCUGUUCUGAAGACUGACGGUGGAUGGAUCUAUGAACUGUCUGUUCUGAAGACUGACGGUGGAUGGAUCUAUGAACUGUCUGUUCUGAAGACUGACGGUGGAUGGAUCUAUGAACUGUCUGUUCUGAAAACAGGCAGUGGAUGGAUCUAUGAACUGUCUGUUCUGGAGACUGACACCAUAUAUAUGGACCAAACCCAUGGGCGGCUCGAGGGAGGGGCUAGACGAUGUGGAAGCCUCCUCAACACCCCAUUAGGAACCCCCCAAAAAAUAUUUUAUUAAUAUAUGAAUGCAUUUACACCAUACAGAGCCUUCGGAAAGUAUUCAGACCCCUGGACUUUUUCCACAUUUUGUUACAUUACAGCCGUAUUCUAAAAUUGAUUAAAUAAUUUUUCCCCCACAUCAAUCUACACACAAUACCCCAUAAUGACAUCACAAUACCCCAUAAUGACAUCACAAUACCCCAUAAUGACAUCACAGUACCUUAUAAUGACAUCACAAUACUCCAUAAUGACAAAGCGAAAACAGGUUUCUAUACAUUUUUGCAAAAACAUAAAAUAUGUAUGACAAAUAAAAAACAAAACAGAAAUACCUCAUUUAAAUAAGUAUUCAGACCCCUGGACUUUUUCCACAUUUUGUUACGUUACAGCCUUAUUCUAAAAUUGAUUAAAUCAUUUUUCCCCCUCAUCAAUCUACACACAAUGCCCCAUAAUGACAUCACAAUACCCUAUAAUGACAUCACAAUACCCCAUAAUGACAUCACAAUACCCCAUAAUGACAUUACAAUACCUUAUAAUGACAUCACAAUACCCCAUAAUGACAUCACAAUACCCCAUAAUGACAUCACAAUACCCCAUAAUGACAUCACAAUACCCCAUAAUGACAUCACAAUACCCCAUAAUGACAUCACAAUACCCCAUAAUGACAUUACAAUACCUUAUAAUGACAUCACAAUACCCCAUAAUGACAUCACAAUACCCCAUAAUGACAUCACAAUACCCCAUAAUGACAUCACAAUACCCCAUAAUGACAAAGCGAAAACAGGUUUCUAUACAUUUUUGCAAAAACAUAAAAUAUGUAUGACAAAUAAAAAACAAAACAGAAAUACCUCAUUUACAUAAGUAUUCAGACCCUUUACUGUGAGACUUAACAUUGAGUUCAGGUGCAUCUUGUUUCCAUUGAUCAUCCUUGAAAUGUUUCUACAACUUGAUUGGAGUCCACCUGUGGUAAAUUCAAUUGAUUGGACAUGAUUUGGAAAGCCACACACCUGUCUAUGUAACGUCCCACAGUUGACAGUGGGUGUCAGAGCAAAAACCAAGCCAUAAGGUUGAAGGAAUUGUCCGUAGAGCUCUGAGACAGGAUUGUGCCCCAAAAACACAGUGGCCUCCAUCAUUCUGAAAUGGAAGAAGUUUGGAACCACCAAGACUCUUCCUAGAGCUGGACGUCUGGCCAAACCGAGCAAUCGGGGGAGAAGGGCCUUGGUCAGGGAAGUGACCAGGAAUCUGAUUGUCACUCUGACAAAGCUCAAGAGUUCCUCUGCGGAGAUGGGAGAACCUUCCAGAAGGACAAACAUCUCUGCAGCACUCCACCAAUCAGGCCUUUAUGGUAGAGUGGCCAGAUGGAAGUCACUUCUCAGUAAAAGGCACAUGGCAGCCUGCUUGGAGUUUACCAAAAGGCACCUAAAGGACUCAGACCAUGAGAAACAAGAUUCUCUGGUCUGAUGAAACCGAGAUGGAACUCAUCUGGAGGAAACCUGGCAAUCCCUACGGUGAAGCAUGGUGGUGGCAUCAUCAUGCUGUUGGUGUUUUUUUCAGCGACAGGGAUUGGGAGACUAGUCAGGAUCAAGGGAAAGAUGAACAGAGCAAAGUACAGAGAGAUCCUUGAAAACCUGCUCCAGAGCGCUCAGGACCUCAGACUGGGGCAAAGGUUCACCUUCCAACAGGACAAUGGCCCUAAGAACACAGCCAAGACAACACAGGAGUGGCUUUGAGUGGCCUAGCCAGAGCCCGAACUUGAACCCGAUCGAACAUCUCUGGAGAAACCUGAAAAUAGCUGUGCAGCAAUGCUCCCCAUCCAACCUGACAGAGCUUGAGAGGAUCUGCAGAGAAGAAUGGGACAAACUCCCCAAAUACACGUGUGCCAAGCUUGUAGCGUCAUACCCAAGAAGACUUGAGGCUGUAAUCGCUACCAAAGGUGCUUCAACAAAGUACUGAGUAAAGGGUCUGAAUACUUAUGUAACUGUGAUAUUGAAGUUUGCAAAAAUGUCUAACAACCUGUCAUUAUGGGGUAUUGUGAUGUCAUUAUGGGGUAUGGUGAUGUCAUUAUGGGGUAUUGUGAUGUCAUUAUGGGGUAUUGUGAUGUCAUUUUGGGGUAUUGUGAUGUCAUUAUGGGGUAUUGUGUGUAGAUUGAUGAGGGGGAAAACGAUGUAAUCCAUUUUAGAAUAAGGCUGUAACGUAACAAAAUGUAGAAAAUGUCAAGGGGUCUGAAUACUUUCUGAAUGCUCUGUAUAUUACAAGCACCACCACACAACAACCUACCCCUUAGCCACCUCAGUGGCUCAGUGUAAGUUUCUGGUGUCAUCGCUGACCAAACCUGACUGACAAGUUGGUCCAAUAUGUUUGUGAUUGUGCCUAGAUUCCUCUCAGUCAGCUAUCUGACUAUCACUGAUAUGGGUCUCUUUCACGUGUCUCUGAAUGUAAAAUAUUUUCUUCCCACGGAUUAUUUUGUAUUAUUAUUAUUAUUAUAUUGUGUUGCUAUUGUAUGUUUCAUAUUUACAUAUGUACUUUAUAUUGAUAACGGAUUUUUUACAAUAAUGGUCCACUUCCCAUCAUAUUUGGGGCGGCAGGGUAGCCUAGUGGUUAGAGCGUUGGACUAGUAACUAGUCGUUCUGUCCCUGAACAGGCAGUUAACCCACUGUUCCCAGGCCGUCAUUGAAAAUAAGAAUUUGUUCUUAACUGACUUGCCGAGUUAAAUAAAGGUAAAAUAAAAUAAAUAAAUAAAUAAAAA
Oncorhynchus masou masou (cherry salmon) is the source of this 5075-nucleotide messenger RNA. Its product is annotated as twisted gastrulation protein homolog 1-A-like. The record is from RefSeq and is a predicted model, not a curated record. The transcript has 5 exons. Bases 346 to 1029 code for a protein of 227 amino acids. Gene Ontology annotation, biological process: regulation of BMP signaling pathway. Lineage: Eukaryota; Metazoa; Chordata; Actinopteri; Salmoniformes; Salmonidae.